This is a messenger RNA of Hydatigera taeniaeformis, 378 nucleotides long. The record is from the annotation of a GenBank genome assembly. Lineage: Eukaryota; Metazoa; Platyhelminthes; Cestoda; Cyclophyllidea; Taeniidae.
AUGCUCAAGUUCAUUGUUGAUGUUUUCCUACCACCGCGAUUUUAUGCCACUUUGUGGACUUCUUGGCUAAGCAGUCCUCAUUUUUGGCAUUCAUCGCAUACCUUAACUGUUUUUAAACUUAACCAUCGUCCUGAAAUUACUAGUUGAAAUGUUAUUCAACAUUCACGGUGUGGAAAGCCCGAUUCUUGUUUUUACUUCUGUGUAAUCAGUGUAAAUUAUGCACUAUAGAAUCUUAAGCGUAUGUCGGAGAAGUUGAUAUCACUUCCCCAUCCACGUCGUAGUUUCUUGUUUGGCGUUUUAUCACGAGAGGUUAUGUCAAUCAAGGGUAAUUUGUGGACUCCCACUGAACCAACUCUCAUCUACUCUGAAGAGCGGUAA